UACUAAAUCAUCAGUUUAUUUUAACUAAAAUACAUUCAUAUUAGGCAUUUUAGAGCUUGUAAUUUAUUCAUUCAGAUUAAACAUUGUUUUAGUCGUAACCUAAAGUAUUUUUUAUAUUUUACUGGCAACUACAGUAAACCGACCAUGUUUAUAAACACAGAACAAAGCAUUUGUGUCAUUCGAAGCACAUGUUAGUGUAAUCAUGUCAGCAGCUACUACUUGUGAAAUUUGUAAGGCGAAUGUCUCAAAAUAUAAAUGUCCUGUGUGUUUAAUCAAAUUUUGUUGUGUUUCUUGUUUCAAAACUCAUAAAGAUUCUGGGCCAUGUGUAAAACCUGAAAUUAUCAUUGAAGAAAAAGGUACAGAGGUAAAAGAUAUCAACUAUGAAUUUGAAACUGAAGAUACUGUUCCAACAGAGAAGUUGAAACUUUUAAGUAGAGACAAAUUUGUGAGAAAAGAUUUGGAAAACAAGUACCUGAGAGAAAUAAUUCAAAGUUUGUGCGUUUCAAAAGAUCCUUAUGUGUCUGUGGAACAAGCAAUGCAGGAGCCAAUAUUUGCAGAGUUUGUAACACAUUGUCUUGAUGUUGUUGAGGACAAACAAACAACUUAAUUUGCUAUGAAACUGCAGUAGUCUUUUGUAAUUGCCUCAAUGUGUUCUUUUGUACAUAAAAGUAUGUAGCAUAUACAAAUUUUAAAUAUUAAACUGUUUUCGAGUUUUAUGUUACCUGAAUUUGUCCUUUUCAAUCAAAAAGUUAGUUGACAGUAAAAUUUAGGAAUAUUAAUGUAUAUUUUGCUAGGUAAGUAUUUUUGUUUUAAGCACACCAGAUGAAUUGCAUAAUUUUGUUGAAUUUUAUCUGGUUUUUGAAAUGCCAAUAUUCAUUUUGAAACUUGUUUUUAGACUAUUUUGUACUUAAAAUGUAUUUGUUGAAUAUUUACCAUGUUUAUUUUUUAAAAGGGUGUAUUUUAUAUUAUGCCUACUGAAACUAGUUUCAAAUAUUGUGAACUAUCAUUUUUUGUUUAUGGCAGAAACAAAAAUUUGUUAUUGGUUCAACUACUCGGAAGUUUUGUAACUGAAAUCAUUUUUUAACGUCUCCCCAAGGCCCAACUAUGACUUAUGAGGACUCUGGGGUCUGGGUACUGACUUUAUUUGGCACUGCUCCUUCUCUGUCAAAUAUACUUUACAGUGUUGAUAAAAUUUUCUUGCACUUAUCUAUUAUCACAAGAUUAAAUUUGAUGACAUUUUGUACUAUACAGUAUCAUGUAUGUGACAUAUAUAGCAUAAGUUUGUAGAAGUGAUGCAUUAAAUACUAUACUGGGUGUUUCAGAAUUCUUAGUAAAUAUUUUAGAGGUGAUAUAAGAGCUGGUUUGGAGCAGAAAUCAAUGUAAACAUUACGGUCUAUCUCCAAGUUUUCUCAAGUUACUAGGUCCGAAGUAUCUAAAUCUGAGAAACAUUCCAUUUUUUGAGGCUAUUAAAACAAUUGAAGAGCAGAAAAAGUUCUGCAACAUGACAUUAGCCUCAUUGGAGUACUUCAUUUGAUGGUGAGGUACAAGCACUGAAACAUUUUCAAAAUAUCAUUUUUUUUCCAAAAUCUGAAUUUGACAAUUACGCCUUAGCCAAAUUGCUUGCUGCUAGUCUGUUGUAAAUAAAUACAUAUUUAUCAUACCUUCUGCAAAGAAAUGUUUCAUCUGUUACCUUUUGUAUCUGUUACGUUUAAAGUUUUCAAAUCCAUGACUUUCUGUAACUUCUGCUUAUAAAUUAAUAUUUUUCAGCAUUGCAUUUGCCUCUUUGUCAGGGGUGCCCACCUAGGGGGGGGGGGGGGUCAUGGCGCAGAAUGUGCCAUUGAAAUUUUUAGUGAGGGGGGAUGUUUGUAGGGAUAUUUUUCUCAUUUUUGGGAGGUUCUGCGAUAUUGAGUGGGGGUGCCCCCUUGUCCUUAGGGGUUGCAGGGCAUCCCCCGUCUUUGUUGCAAUAUAAAUGUUUUGAUUCUUCAAAAUACAGAUAAAAAAAAGGACUAGAUAUUUCAGAAUUGUUAGCAAAUAUGACAAGUUUUAAAAUAAUUAAAGUGGAAGAAAUAAAGAUAUUUGAAAAUUCUAAUAUAAUCAAAAACUCAAAAGGGGGUGAAGGAAACACCCACAAUACUUCCUUUCACUAUAUUAUCCUGCAAUUGUUGGAC
This is a messenger RNA of Uloborus diversus, 2168 nucleotides long. RefSeq names its product zinc finger HIT domain-containing protein 3-like. The coding region runs from base 203 to 607 and encodes 134 amino acids. Gene Ontology annotation, molecular function: protein binding. The record is from RefSeq and is a predicted model, not a curated record. Lineage: Eukaryota; Metazoa; Arthropoda; Arachnida; Araneae; Uloboridae. The transcript is spliced from 5 exons.